AAUUACAAUCAGUGCCGUCUUUGUGCUAUAGUUUCUACCUUAUUUCGCAGUGUAUCUUUAAUUCGUUAAUUAAAGUUUGAGCUAUUAUUUGGUAUGUUAAAAUUGUCAUUAAUUGUUUUCAAGUUUAAAAUAUUAAACAUUAUAUAAUCCAUCUAGAACAUGAAGUCCAGACAGGUAUAUUUCUGCCUUAGAGUUUACAGGCAGCAUGCUUUUAAAUUUGUAGGACAAGAGUUUGAUCUGCUUAUAGAUGAUAAUACGCAGUUAACAGAUAAAUUUGACCAGCUCUUGAGCCAGAAAUGAUAAUUCGAUAUGCUUUUUUUAUAAGGGGUAUGGUGCUACUGAAAAAUUCCUCGGAAAUGUUAUUAAAAAACCUAAUUACUUUUUGUUUGAUCUGACAUAUCUACCAAUUUUUAACGUGUCCUAGUUGUGAAAACUGAUCAUUCGUCCAACUUUGAAACAUUAUCGAUUUCAUAGAUACUAUUUUUAGUUAAACGAGUAAAUGAUGUUAUACAUGCAUAUAUAUGCAUAACAUCAAUUACACAGCAUUACAAUAUAUAUAAACAACUAAUUCCAGUCAAUGAGUUUCGACUUCAGUGCAACCCUAAAGGAUUCCGACGGAAAUGUUACUUGGGCUAGACCGGAUCUUCCUCAAAAAUGUACUUUCGAGUUAGGAAAUUCUUUGAAAGAUUCUCCACAUAUUCAUAAAAAAUGUGAAAGAAAUAUCAAGAUUCUCCCAAACAUUUUGAAUGCUAUCGGGAAUACGCCGCUCGUAAAGGUCAACUCAAUAGGAAACAGUUUGGGCAUUCAAUGCGAUUUGCUUGCCAAAUGUGAAUUUUUCAACGCUGGAGGGUCGGUCAAGGACAGAAUUGCUUUAAGAAUGAUACAAGAUGCUGAAGCAAAGUGUAGGAUAAAGCCCGGUGAUACGCUUAUCGAGGCGACUUCCGGUAACACCGGAAUUGGAUUAGCUUUGGCUUGUGCUGUAAAGGGCUACAGAUGUGUUAUUGUUAUGCCGGAGAAGAUGAGCAUGGAGAAGGUGAACGUGUUAAGAGCCUUGGGUGCUGAAAUCGUCAGAACCCCGACAUCAGCUUCAUUUGAUUCUCCUGAAUCACAUGUAAGCGUUGCGAAAAAGUUGUUAGAUGAGAUCCCGAACAGCCAUAUAUUGGAUCAAUACAGAAAUGAAAGUAAUCCUCUGGCGCAUUUCGAUGGAACAGCACAAGAGAUAUUGGAUGCUUGCGAUAACAAGGUCGACCUAGUGGUUUGUGGCGCUGGAACUGGGGGACAAAUUACUGGAAUUUGUCGAAAAAUUAAAAUGGUUUGUCCUAAUGCGAAGGUGGUUGGUGUUGAUCCAUUUGGAUCGAUUCUUGCUGAACCUGAAGAACUGAACAAGACAGAAAUAACUGGGUACGAAAUAGAGGGUAUAGGAUAUGAUUUCAUUCCAACGGUUUUGGAUCGUUCUUUGGUUGAUAAGUGGUACAAAUCUGUGGAUAAAGAAUCUUUCCUUAUGUGUCGCCGAUUGAUUAAAGAGGAGGGAUUAUUAUGCGGUGGUAGCUCAGGCGCCAUAAUGGCUUCUGCUCUUAAAGCUAUUCAACAUUACAAAUUGGGGAAAGGCCAAAGAUGCGUAGUUAUUUUACCUGAUUCAUUGCGUAAUUACAUGUCCAAGUUUUUGGCUGACGAAUGGAUGGCGGAAAGAGGUUUUAUUGAGGAACAAUUAGAAGAUGACGCAAAGAAAUCCUGGUGGGCUGAUCUAAAAGUAACUCAAUUAAAUUUAGAUGCGGCUGUCACGGUUCACCCGGACGUGUCAUUGGAAGAAACAUUACAAAUCCUAAACAGAGACGGCUUUGACCAAAUGCCUGUUGUUGAUGAUGCUGGAGAGGUUAUGGGAAUGGUAACACUUGGCCACAUCCAUUCUUUAAUGGUAAAGGGGAAAGUUAAGGCUAGCGAACCCGUUCACAAAGCUCUAUUCAGGCAAUUUAAGACGAUCAAUAUCAGUUCUUCUCUUUACAAUCUUUCUAGAAUGCUGGACACGGAUCAUUUCGUCGUUGUUGUUCACGAUCAACGCUUUUAUAAAUCAUGCGGAAGCCAAGUUAAGAAAUCAAUGAUCUAUGGAAUAGCAACUCGUAUCGAUUUACUUAAUUUCAUCCUGAGCGGACAAAAAAAUGUCUAA
Molecule: messenger RNA, 2164 nt
Organism: Dimorphilus gyrociliatus
Lineage: Eukaryota; Metazoa; Annelida; Polychaeta; Dinophilidae
Source: the annotation of a GenBank genome assembly